AUGAGUUCCAGCAUACCACCUUGGCGUUCUACCACACCAGGCACAAUGUCUAGUGCAUUUCCUCCAAGUGCGGCUCCAGCAUACACUCCAGUCCAAGCGCGUCGUAGCCUCGCCCAUCAUACCAAGCCAACAAAUGGAACAGUUCCUACCAAACCCACUCAGUCGGCACCACCGGAUACAGAAGCCCGGGCGCGAGUGGAGUUCCCCCCACCCGUACGCUCGUAUGUGCAACGCUGUUUUGCUCCCGAAAAUCAGGUUGCAAGCGUGAGCAUUCCUGAAAUGCAGGAGAAGUUGAGGCACGUCAUUACGGAGGCGGCCCAGAAUGACAAGCUGGGAUUGAUCGACUGGGAAAGGCUACCUUUGCCCCAAACUAUGGUGCAAAAUGAACGCAACAAGAUCCUGGCCAACCCCAGCUCUUCAAACUGGGCGUCCAGCCACCCGGCUUCUCCGGGAGAUGCCACACGGAAGCGAAAGUCAACUGACGGCCACCAAUCGGAAACUGGAUCGCCACCAUGGAGAAAAGCUAACCGCAAUCGUUUUGAAGAUCGAGUUACUCACCCUACCACAGAGAAAAAACCACGCAUAACACUGGACCAGUCUAGUAAGUCCAAAGCUAAUUUGGAGAUGAGGAAGAAGCGUUUUGAGGGAGUUGGGGCUAGCGGGAACUCUCCUUCUUCUCCUGCAGAAUUGCCGAUGCGUCCUGCUGACGCGGAUCACGGCCCCGUUGUCGGGCGAUGCCAAACAUUGGAGAAGAACUACUUCCGAUUGACAUCUGCUCCCAACCCGGACAGUGUUCGUCCUUUGCCGGUUUUGCAAAAGACCCUGGAUCUAUUGAAGAGAAAAUGGAAGGACAAUGGCAACUACGGUUACAUUUGUGACCAGUUUAAGUCUUUGCGUCAAGACCUAACGGUUCAGCGCAUCCGAAAUGAAUUCACUGUCGUCGUCUACGAAAUCCACGCCCGCAUCGCCUUGGAAAAAGGGGAUCUUGGUGAGUACAACCAGUGCCAGACCCAGCUACGAGUGCUGUAUGCGCAGCAUCUGGGAGGACACCCGACGGAAUUCAAGGCCUAUCGUAUUCUCUAUUUCAUUUACACACGGAACUGGACGGCGAUGAACGACGCAUUAGCCGACGUAACUGCAGAAGAUAAGAAAGACACGGCCGUGAAACAUGCUCUGAAUGUUCGCUCUGCCCUUGCACUCGGGAAUUACCAUCGUUUCUUCCAGCUAUACCUUAAUACGCCGAAUAUGGGAGCCUACCUCAUGGACAUGUUUGUCGAUCGUGAGCGGUUGAGUGCUCUUGCAACCAUGUGUAAAGCAUACAAACCAGAUGUCAACAUCCGAUUUAUCACAGAAGAGCUUGGAUUUGAGUCUGAUGAGCAGACUGCACGUUUUGUUCUAGACAACUCCUCCGAAGAACUGCUGGCGGAGAGGGACGGCGCUGUAAGGCUGUUGACAGGCAAAGCAGGCACGCUGUUCGAUCAAGCCAAAGAAGCGGCACACCGUAUCGUCGAUAUCAAAGGCCAGAUCUAA
Penicillium psychrosexuale is the source of this 1530-nucleotide messenger RNA. RefSeq lists its product as uncharacterized. The record is from RefSeq and is a predicted model, not a curated record. The coding region runs from base 1 to 1530 and encodes 509 amino acids. Gene Ontology annotation, cellular component: nucleus. NCBI's taxonomy places the organism in Eukaryota, Fungi, Ascomycota, Eurotiomycetes, Eurotiales, Aspergillaceae. The transcript has 3 exons.